AUGGCAACCGCGUGUAUACACGCGCAACCACCGCCGGCCGGCCGGCCCGGUCGGGUCAAAAUGGCGGCGCAGGGCAUCCACUCGAGUUCUCUGUACUAUGAGGAGUCUCUCACUUCCUUAUCGACGCCAGAACAGGCGCCGCCCCAGCCCCCGUCCUCGAGCUCGGUGUCGAAGACGCCCCUGGAGUCUAAGGCGAGCACCCCGGGCCCGCUGCUUCGCUGUACCAGUCCGGAGGACUCGUUGCCCCUCGCCGUGUUUUAUGGGCCGUUGGACGCGAAAAACCCGCUCCUGGCCUCCUUCGAGAAGGAGAUCCGGGAGUUGUUAGGUUUUAUGAAGAAAAAGAAGGCUUUAGCGACGACGGAGGGACAGAAGCACGAAUUCCACCGGCGAGGUGCCACCUCUUUGUUUAAUAUCUGGACCAAAUACGCCCCCAGGCUGCCAGCUGACUAUUACAAUGAAAAGCUUCUGAAGGUUGGAGAUAGCCUUUUUCAAAUGAAAGAAUACAAACUGGCCCUUUUACAGUGCUAUGGAAGAUAUCUUCAGCAGUUCAGUAUGGAUUUUGAUGAGAACAAAGCUGAUGUGAAUCAAUUCAAAACUGUCUUUUUUCCGAAAGGCUUUGGGGAUAAAGCUGCUGGACUUACAUUUCAUGCUCUAAACGGAAAAAAUAUUUGCAACUACCAGCUGGUCUGCGACAGUGAUGUAAAGCUGCAGAAUAAAGAAUCUGUGAGCCAGUGUCUGCAGAUCCUGUCUUCCUUAAGGCUCAUCAUGCAGGUGGCUCUGCCGCAGGAGCACCUUUGCUGGAUUAUCUUCAAUGGUACCAUUUACAUUUAUACCAUUUGCAGAAAACUGAUGGUCAUAGGCCAGUCUUCCAAGGCCUUGGAAUACCUGCUGUGGGCCAGUGUGUGCAUGGAGUCCUCAGUGCCGCUGCUGUCCAUCAGGUACCUGACGUGGAGAACUACUCUUUACACUGCUGUUUGCCAGUGCUACUAUGACUGCCAAGCUGGCAUGAAUGGAGAGGCAUUUGCUCGGCGUGCUUUAGGCAAAAUUGAAGAGUUGAGGCAACUGGAAGUAAUGAGUUCCUCACAAUCACAGGAAGAAUCCAGAAGAUAUUACAGAGAGGCCGCAAUAAAGAUGGCAGUGAUGAUCUUCAAAAGAGGGAUAUUUGAAUCACGAAGAAAAAACAAAGUCUUCUUUAGACCAAAGACAAGGAUUAACUUGAAGGAAGCACAAAGUUUGCCAUGGCCACGUACUGUCACAGAGCGGCUGUUGGAUGAGAUGUUUGAUUGCACUUCAAUUCGGUUUCUUGCUGUUGUGGAGGCUCUUUCUGACUCAAAUAGGCGAAUACUGCAAACUGGACCUGUUGUUACAGAAGAAGUGGAGAUUCGUGACGUUGUCUCAGAACUGUUCAUGGCAGGAAAAGAACUCUUGCUAGUUUCAAAUAUGGGUACAAAUGGAACAUUUGAUUUCCCCAAAACACCUCUGAUGGAACUUAUGAUAGAAAGAAAAAAUGUUAUUUCUUUGGAUGCUGCUGUGAAAUUUAUAAAAUUAGCUUUUACUUAUGAGGAAUGGAGUUUAUUUGAAUCUUCAGCUUGGCAGCUUAUUUAUUUUCUCCAGGGGCAAGAUGAUCCAGAGUCAAAGAAAGCAGAGAAAAAUUUGACUCUCUUGAUUGCGAUAGAACCACUGAUCAAUGUAAAGAGGAACAAAGGUUUGAUACUUCCUUUGGAAAACCAUAAAGAAGGACAGACAUCUCAAACUUAUUUAAAACAUACUACUUUUCAAGAUACUUCUGGGAAGGCUUCUGGAUAUUCAGAAGAUAUUUUCCACUUGGCAGCAACUCUGUAUUCCUGUGUCUGCUCCUCUCCUCAGGAUGUUCUGCCUGAUAAAGAAAUCAUCGUGGACAUGAUAAUGUUCCUGUGGCAGAAAUGCAAAUUAGGAAUUCAGCGAUUCAGUAUGACUGGAAGUGAUUAUGCAAAAUUCACCCUGAAAAUCAGUACUAACAAAUGGGUUUAUCUUCUGUGGCAGAUAAAUGAAGUCAUUCAUUCCUGUAAGAUGGAAGACAUUGAUGUGGUGGUGGUGGCAGAGGUCACACUACGAUUAAGUGAAAUACUGGAGAAUCUAGGAAGCCCACAAAGAAAAUUUAAAAAUUUAGAUUUGUCUUCAAGAAAAGCUACUGAAGAAUCCCUGGGGACUCCAAAGGGGAUCCCUGAAAUUCUUCCAAUAUUAAAGAAAAAACCCAUGGAGCUGUUAUCUUUUGCUUAUGAACUUCUUGACAAAGCAAUUGAUGGAAUAAAUUUGAAUUGCAUGUUAACUACUUUGCCAAAUGGAUCAUCAGUAAUUGACCACUGUUACGCCAAGUGCUCCAAAGAUGCAGCUGGAGACACUUACAAAUCAAUCACAGCCAACAGUUUCAUGAUGGAUUUGCAUCUUGAAUUAAUUCAAGCUCAGCACCGAGUUGCCAUCGUGCUUCUUGACCAAUUGCAAGUUUUUCAGACUCCAACUGUUAGCAAAUGUGUUUCUACAAAAAGUCUGGAAAAGUUCAAACAACCUGGAAGCACUGAUUGUUUUACAGAAUUAAGCAUAAUGAAUAAAAUAAAGAAGAAUAAAAUAUCCAAAGCGAUUUACUUGAUGCAGAAAGCUCUUUUAAUAUUUGAGAAAGAUACAACUUCUACAUGUUCCUGGAACUUUUUGAUGGAAGCCUAUUCUUUAAUUGAGAAGAUUGAAGCAGAACAAAAUGCCCUAUAUUCAUAUCAAGACUAUUUGAAAAGUUCAAAAAGAAAGAAAAGCAGAGUUCCUCCUCCACCUAUCCUGCUAUCCCGAACUCAUUGUUCUGUGACACUCAAACCUGCUCCAUUUAUUUCUGAUGUUAAGGUCUCCUGGUACUGCAUUUUGGGUUGCAAAGCAGAAGGAAGCUAUGGAAAAGUGAGGCUAAACAAUAACCAUCUCCCAAACUCUGGAGAAGCGAUACCAGCUGAUGGUAGAAGCAUUUUUGAAGUGAAAGGUUUGGAAACAAAUGAAAAAUACAUAUUUGCAGUUGCUGCUUAUUCUUCUAAUGGGAAGCUUGUCGGUGAUGCUAUUGGGGAGACAACGAAACCAAUUUUGGUUUAUCCACCUCUCUCUGCUGUUACUGCUCGCAUGUUCCUGACACAGCUCAGUCUCAUGAAAUAUGAAUCAUUCCUUCUAUUAUUAGUUGCCUAUCAGGUUGGUAACUACGACUUGGCUAAGAGAGUUUUCUCACCAGUUUGGGAUUUCUUUGUUGCUUCCCCGCCUCAGGAUGAACAGUCCGUUGUUUGCUUAAGCAGUAUAAUGACUGUUAACCAGAGAAGGUUGCAUUCAGGUGUUUUGGCGGAAAAUUCUUCAAUUCUCUUGUACCUUUUUCUGAGAAAUAUUUUUGUGACAAGUGACAUUAAAAUUAAAGAAGAAAAUAUUUUCUGUGAUAAUAUUAAAGGCAAUGAGAUUUUCCCUUCUCAACAAAUGGCUAGAGUGAUUGAAUGUGAGAGAAUAUUAGUGGCCUUGGAAAUUAGCACCUUCCUAAAUGAUUCCAGUUACACCCUUCAAUCUGUGACUCAAUGUUAUGGCCUCCUUGCUCCUAUAAUCUAUCACAAUAUUGUGUUGGUACCUGUUGUACAGAUCUUGAUAAAGUGUAUGUUGGUUUUGCAAGGACUACCAAAUAUUGGUCACUCGAAGAAACAUCUUUUGAGUUUUGAAAGUGUACAGCACAUGAUAGCUUGUUGUAUCUUCUAUAUAACAAAGAUUCUCCGCUCAUGGAAGGAAUAUGAUCUGGCAGUGACGAUUAUAAAUUAUGGAAAAAAGAUGUUGGAUAUCACAUCAGAGUGCAAAUCUCUAUUUGGUAAUAGUGAGCAAGACGAAACACCAGAGGAGAUUUCCACUAAGAAGUUUUUAAAGACUAGGAGGCCACAGCAGAUAUUGUUGCCUGAAAAAAUAAAUGAGCAGCUGGCCUUGUUGGAGACACACCUACUAAAGAUGACAAAGCAAUACGCCGCUGCGGAGCUGUCGGGAGCAGAAGACCCUGUCUUUCUCUACCCGGUGGUUCUGAACUGGUCAGUCAAAGGUGCCGUGAGGGAAGUUAUGAAAUUUAAACAGAGACCUAGAUUCUUGGAAUUCUUUACACAAGUUAUGCUAAAAUGCAUGAAUGAAGAAAAAUUUCACCUUGUGGUAGAGAUAACAAUUCCUGUCCAUGAAUUUUUGAAAAGGAGGAAUGAGACCCUCCUUGGAGCCAAAAGAGUAAAACAUAAGGAAAAUGCUGUUUCUAAAAAGGCAAAGAAACCUUUCAAGAAGUUCAAAGCUGCAGUAAUGGAAAUCGGAAGAAAUGUAGAUAUGAAACCAAAAAGAAGACAGAAAAAAAGGGAUACUAUCAAGGAAUUUUUUGCCAAAAAUCCAGUAAUUUUGGAAAUGCCGGAACAUGAAAGAAAUAAGAGAGCUGAUGUUAGAAAAAUAGCAUAUCGAUGCCUGACACAUUACUUGAAUCCUGUAAUAUUAAAUUAUGUUCAAAGAAAGAGGUUUCAUCAGGUAUUUCUUGAGGAGAUGCCCUGGAGAGCUCAGAUGAACCUGUAUCUGGCAAGCACACACUUUAACCUGCUUCUACAAAAGCUAAAGGAGCAUCCAAAGACGAAAUCUGGCACCUCACAUGCAACAGUCAGUUUCCGAUCAUGUGAUCCUAAUAUAUUCUCACUGUAUAAUUCAGGAACAGUGUUACCAACAGGAAGGUUAACUUUAGAAAAUUACAAAGCAAUGCUUGAUUUCCUUCUUACAGCUAAAAAAAGAAAGGCCAACCUGCCAUCAGAUGCUGAAGAAUUUUCUGCAUUUAUUAAUUGCAAAACAAGUGAAGAAAAUAUAUCUAAGACACAAACAAUUUAUGACUCAGAUUCUCUAUCAGGUCUUAGUGCUAAAGAAAAGGAUCGAGCAGCAAACAUGGGUCUGUUGGACCAUUUUAUGAAAAUCUUUUUAUACUGCCGGAGAGCAAUGGUCCUUGCUCAUCGUGGUGGCUAUUGGACUCUGCUUCAGAACUGCUGUCGGGCCUUUUGGAACUUUAAUCAGGAGCUCCAGAUACUACUUAAACAGGCCAUGGAUCUUUACAAAACGUUUCCUAUUAGCCAGGAUGCUUUCCUCUGUAUUUCCGUUUUACCAUUCUAUUUGGGAGCUGAAUUACUUAUUGACAUGUUAAUACAACUACAAAAUAUCAAUUCUAUUAAGUCUGUUGAAGACAGAGGAGAGUUCAGUGUUCCAAGCUGUUAUGGGAAUAUUAAACAUGAUAAUGGUGGUGCUGGCCUUACUUUUGAGCAUCCUUUGGAUGAUGUCAAUGUGGUUGAUUUGAGAUGGAUCCAUGACUUUGUAUUAAAAUCUCUGGAAGUUUUAUACCAAGUGGAGAAAUGGGAAACACUAGUAUCACUUGCCAUUCAGUUCAAUAUAAUUUCACAUGAGAGAUACACAGAACAAGUGACACCACUCCUGGUAUAUGCACAGCGCCAGCUUCUUCUGAGGAUACACAAAUUCAAUGGCCCAGAUGUCACUCAACAACCCUGUGCAAGGUAUGAAGCCGAACAUGGAGAGAAGAUAACCUGCCGAAAUUUCAUUGGGAAGCAGCUCAAGAUUAACCCUCCAGUCAGUACAGUGACAGAUACAAAAAACCGUGCGGAUGCACUAAAGACACUGAUCUAUUCAGAGUACAGCCGAGCCAAGGAGCUCGUCUGCGUGCCCGUGGAUGUGACAGACACUUUGAGAUGUUUCAGAGAGACCCUGGAAAAAUCCAAAUAUCACAACAGAUCAAUCCGCCACAGCAGAAAGUUGCUUUCAUUGUUUCUUGCCCAGACACAAGGUGAGAAAAACAUAAACAACUUAAAAUUCACUUCUGGAAGAGUAGAAUUUUGCCUGGGGACAGAAGAAAUGCACAUGUCCACGCCACCUGACCUUUCUCAAGAGCACUUCAGGGUGUUCAGUUCCGUGGAGAAAAGCAAACUUCCCUAUUCACAGCUGGGAUUGGUAAUUUCUUCUUUUCACCAAACUAUUGAUGUUCUCCACGCAAGCAAUCAAAGAAGUCUUAAAGUUCAGGCAUUGCAUACACUUGGGAAUCUUCUCAUCUUCGCAGGGAAGAAAAGGGCUGCGUUUAAGUGUUGGUGUCAAGCUCUGGAUGACAUAUUCAGAAAAUCAGAUGUGCUACAUACAUGGAAAGAAUUUGGCACCUCACUCAGCCGUUCACGCUCAGGUUUCAAAGACUACAGCGAGGAAUUUCUAUCAAAAGUUGGCAUUUGGGGCUGUUUGCAAGGAGCAAUGGUCUCAGCGAAGAUAGCACAAUUUAUUAAGACCUCAAACAUUAAAAAGAGAACCGACUGUUGCAUUUUGUCUGCCUUACUCUUUCAGGGUUUGCUUAGGACCACACUUCCAAAUCCUAAAAGUGAAUGUACCUAUGCUCAGUAUGAAAUCACUCAACUUCUUCCAGGGAUUGAGCUCUUCUCAGACAGAUACAGGGCUGAUAUUUGCUCUGUGGUUGCAAGUCUGUAUUAUGUUACACGUGAAUUACACUUUGCUAAACAAAAUCUCAUAGUUCUCCCUCUCCUUGCAUUGUACCAAUAUUUUGUUUCUGGAGUUUGCCAAGACCUAGUCAGAAAUCUCGAGGCAAGAAUCCUAAAGAUAGAAGUCCUAAUAGAUUUAGGAUUGUUUUCUGAAGCCUUUUAUGAGAUAUGCCAGAUAUUUUAUGGAAGAAAUAUACCUUGUUCAAUACCCUCUGGCUGUAAAGCUACUGGAAAAAUUAAGUUUUUCCAAUCAUUUGACCCAGGGAAACCUCUUAACAGUAAAGAAAAUAUACAGGCACUUGAAGAAUUAAUUAAUAAAGGCUUCCCUGUAAUUCUGGUUUCAGUUGGCCAACAACAUCUCUUAAAUAAGUUUUAUUUUGUUAAGGCAUACUUUUUUAUAAGUGUGGCUGCAACAAUAAAUUGUAUCCCAGAAACUUCAGUGAAGGUGCUGUACCGUGGACUUACUGCCGAGAAGAGCAAAGUAAAUCUCCCAAACUCAAAAGAGUUAUCUUCAAGGGAGGAUGGAGGCUCAUCUUGUCAACUUACGAAAAUUAAAGAUGAGUUGACUCUUAGCACACUAAAGGCAAUUCUACUGAAUGAAGCUGAAGACAGGCUCAAUUUGCUGGUGUCAGAAAUGGAGCAAGCAGGCCGCAAGAACCUCUCCCAGUGUUCAGCCGGGGAACUGGAGAUCGUGGUGGCGGCCAGGCUCCAGCUGGCGGCAGUUGCCCUGCAGAGACACCGAGCAGCAUACAGUGCUGCAAUAGUAUUUUCCAUACUUAAACUUCUCCAGGAGUCAAAACUUUUAAAAAAGAAAGGAGGACAGGAUUACACAGAAAAUUCCAUCUCUUCAAGAAAUUCUCCUACAGACAAUAAAGACGAUAAUGAGUUUUUAGAUCCUAUUUCCCUAAAUGCCCGAGAAUAUUUCAACAUGCAUCUGUGGUUGAAGUGCCGCUUGGCGCUGGUGACUGCAUUUGUUGCACAGAUUCGUGGCAUUGGAGUUGUGAAAGAGAAUGAUAUGAUGGAUUGUUUGAGCCUCAUUAAUGAAGUGUGUAUGGAAGCAAAAAGUGCAAAUGAUACAGAGCUGCAGGCUGAAUUCUUGAUGCAAGCUGUGAUCCUCGGCCUACAAGAGAAGCAUUUAAAAACAGACAUCAUAAGAAACCUUCAGGAUAUAAUAAAUUUGCUUGAAGGAAGUGAGUUUAUCUCUCCACGAUCUCGGCUGACUCUGGCGAGAAGCCUCAUUUUGCUGGAUGACUUAACAAAGGCUGAGAAAUUCAAGAAAUCGCCCUCUUCAAAGACUGAAAAAUUAAAUUUGUUGAAUCAGGCACACAGCAUUCUUAUUGAACAGAUGAUAAGUUUUGGAGAAACAGUUGAAUUUCCUUUGUCAAACACUGAUUAUGCAAAUCCAUUACAACCUUUGAAAAAUAUCUAUCUUCCUCAUGGCAUGUUACUGGCCAAAAUAAAAAUGAGAAUUGGACAUACGAUGGCCAAGCAAGUGUAUUACAACAGUAGAAAGAAGGACCACUCGAAGUGGUUACCUGCCCUUCAUCUUUUUGAAAUGGCACUGAAGCUCUGUAGGGUAACCGCAGUGGAGGAACAUGAGGUAGAAGCUGAAAUCCUUUUUCAAAAAGGCAAAAUAGAACGCCAAAUGCUGAUGGAUGAGAAAUCUCCAACUACUCAACUUGAGAGUUUAUUUGAAGCUAUACAACUAAGCUUGAGAAAUGACCAAAACCCAGGAUUGAUAAGAGAUUCCUACCUAGAAAUGGCCCUAUUAUAUUUUCAUCUGAAGAAGCCGAAGAGAAAAAUGUCAACAUCACCUUUAACUAUUAAGAGGGAAAUAGACAAUCAAUCAGGAAAAGAAGAAAGCCAGAGCAAGACAGGUGGGAGGGGACGAUGGAGAGGAGAAAGAGAAAUGACUCAGCCUCUUAGAAGACAUAGUUCUAUUCGAGAACCAACAGUCAAUCUAUCUGAAAUGUACAAUUCAUUGGCCUGGAUUGUGAUAAGAGCUGCUGCACAGGUCAGUGAAGCUGUGCUGGCAAUAAACCUGCUUAUUGGAAAGAAGAAUGCUAGAACUGACAAAGUCAACCAAGUGGUAUUACCAAAUAUCCCAGAAUUUGCCACUGUGGAUCUUCUGUCUUCAUAUACAGAUUAUUUGCUUGAUAACUACCAAGUUGUUUUCCAGACUUGCUAUUUCCUUUUGUAUCAAAAUGAUGACAUGUGUGACAACACAGAUCCUAGAGUAAAGGCACAAACCAAAGUGGAUAUUACAUGGGUCCUUCUACUGCGCUACUAUAUUCAUCUUCAAAGAAUUAAUAAUAUGAGCAAACUGUUAGCAUCUGCAACGCCAGUAUCUGGAAUUUCUUUGCCGGAUGAUACACUUCUCACCUCUCUUUUCAACUCUGAAUUGAUUUUACGCCAAAAAGAAAUGCAUUGUUUUCUUAAAAAAUUCCUACAUUUGUAUUCUUCUUCUUGUAUUGAUGAAUUUCCAAAAGAGCUUCUUCAAGGAUUUGAAAAUCCACCUUCUUUAGAAAAAGUCUUAUAUGAAUCAACAACCAAGUUAUAUCGUGACAGUUCUCUACAAUCCGUUUUAUCUUUGUGGCUCCUUGCUAGCCCAUCUUCUGUGGACAUGACGCCAUCAGAUAUAAUAACUCAAGCUUUAAAUAGAGAACUCUGCUUUCAAUGGUACAUUCCUCCCCUGGACAGACCUCCAAAGGAAACAGAACCUAUGGGGGUAGAGAUCUCCACACCUCCAGUUUAUAAAUAAGAAGGCAGGAGAUGCACGUGUAAGUAACUUGAACGUAAUUGCAAAGCGAGUAGUUGGCAGAGACAUACCCAGGCGUGCUGGUUUCUGAAUCCAUACUCAGGACAAUCAUACAAGUGAGUCUAGUUUUAUUAUUAUUUAGAAUUCUGAUCUCAGACUGUUUUUGAAUUCAGUUAUCUAUACCACACCCAGUUAGAAAAGGCUUUAACCAUGUAGUGUGCAUAGCCAUUGACAAGUAGCAGCCUGGAGAAGAGGAAAAUCAUUUUCAUUAUCAGAGGUCAAAUAUGAAGCAUAUUCUCUAUUGACAUUUUUUUGCUCACAUACCUUAGGGAACUUCAUUAGCUCUUACAUUACUGAUGUAAUGCAAAAUUCAGAAACUUGAAGAUAUGUGUUGACAAGUGCUGUAAGCACUGAAAAAGUACAAGGUGUCACUCCUGUAUUCAGGGAUUUUUAUGUAUCAGUCUGGGUGUCAAGAUUAACUAACAAACAAAAAAACAAGUGUAAACACCAUAAGAUAGUAUGUGAUCUUCGCCUAAUCUCUCUGGGACUCAUUUUACUUUUUUUAAAAAAAAGUUUUGCCGAAUUUUCCAUAAUUUGAGAAGGCAAAUUUUGAAAGACCUCUAAAUAAUAUGAAAUAAUAGUCCUCUGCCCAGAACUCCUCGUCCCUGAUUCCCUUCCUCAAAUCUGUUUAUGUUCAACUUUUUCUUCUGCCUUUGUUUUCCUGAUGUCUUUUUAACCAUAUAUCUAAAUCAUACGCUCACAUGACAAUUUCCUGAGCAAUCAGCUUCAUACAUUAUUAUGAAAGAUAAAAGACUGUGUCAACCCCUUUGCCUGUCUCACUCACCGUCGUCCCCUCUGCACAUCUUCCUAAUUGAGUUCCAUCUCAAUUCUUCUUUAAAUCACAGUCCGUGUUACUCUGUGACCAUAAAUCUAACUCACAGUGGAGCCAAAUGUGGUACUAUUUCCUUUCUUCCUGUCUUCUUUUCUGAAGAAAAACGUUGCCUUACCUUCAAUUUAGUUUUCUAAGUACUUUAGAAUCUCUAAUUCCUCCCAAACUUUCAAAGAAAGUUAAAGUAUAGUCAAAUUCAUCAGUUUAUCUCUGAGUUCCAUUUUUCUGUUCUUCUUCUGACUCAUGCUCCAGAUUAUCUAUUUUCUUGGCUCCACUGUUAUCUUCAGAGUCCAUUCCCCUGGGGAAGGGCAUUUGACGCAGCAGUUAAGUCACCCCCUGGACACCCACAUUCCAUAUGAGAGUGUCCAGUUCCAGGCCCAACUCCUCCACAUCCGACUCAACUUCUUGCUAAUGCGCAUCCUGGGAGGCAGCAGGUGAUGUUUCAAAUACCUGGUUCCCUGCCACCCAUGUGGGAAACCUGGAUUGAGUUUUGGGCUCUUGGCAUUGAUCUGACCCAGCCCUGGCCCUUGUGGCCACUUAAUGAGUGAGUCAGCAGGUGGGGGAUCUCGUUCUCUGUCUCUCUGCCUUUAAAUAAAAUGAAAAUCAAUAAUAAAAAAAAAAAAAACCUUAAAAACCCAUCUCUCAUGGAAAAGAAGUCCCAUUCUCCAUUCUCUCAAGAAUUCCUUCAUCAUUCUCUUAGUUCCCUCUGAUUCUCUCACCUGUGUCAGAUGAACACAUCUUCCAGCUUCCAGAGAAAGGUUUAUCAUGCAAAGAAGUCCCUUUGUGGAAGGGACAAAGAUGACAAGGUGCAGACGGCACAGAGCAUCGUUACAGAUCGGGAUCAGCCGGAGCAGCUUUGCACAGGACGUAGUUCACUUGCAGGUCAUGAACCACCAAAAUAGGACCAAAUAUGUAGGGUCCAAGGAAACUGCUCUCUUACGUGGAGGAUAUUUUAU
Molecule: messenger RNA, 11130 nt
Organism: Oryctolagus cuniculus (rabbit)
Lineage: Eukaryota; Metazoa; Chordata; Mammalia; Lagomorpha; Leporidae
Source: RefSeq, a predicted model, not a curated record